AUGUGCGAAACAUGCUCAUCUGGCUGUGGAUGUUUUCCACACCAUGUUCGUGCCGUUGAGGGAGCUGAUAUCUGCAUUCACGAACGUAAAUGUCCACAGCAGGAUAUGAGAAUGAAAUCUCUGGAAACAACCACCCCUGGACGAAUGCCAGCUCCGCCAAUCUUUCCUAGGCCUGCAAAGCAUCUGGAAACAACUACCCCUGGACGAAUGCCAGCUCCGCCAAUCUUUUCUAGGCGUGCAAAGCAAUCCAGGACUCAUAGCGCAUCUCUCGAAGUUAAGCCGGAAAUUAGAGGAAAAGAAAAUAUUGCAGUUACACUAGUACGUUCGAAAACACUACGAACAGUAGCGAGAGCGAGUAAAACAGUGAAGAGGACUAUGCCGAUUGUUCAAGGUCCAAAGAAAGUGCAGUUACCAAAGCAGAGCUUCGUCAAAUCCAAGCCUACCUCAGCCUCAGCGGAAAAGAGCAAAGAAACGAUCAAAACUUUGAUGAUUCCUGCCCAUAUGGGAGAACAUGGUCCCACGCCGCCACCACGACAUUUGCACGACGCCGCUGUGUCCAAAAAAGGAUCACUUUCUACCAAGAGAGGACCACCCUCAACUAGACCAUUACACUAUGGUCCACCGUCCAUUUCUCCCUCAGAUUUCUUCCGUUUGAGACGACAAAGGAGAAAGGGGAGGAAGGUGCGGCGUUUGAGAGUGCGACAUAUGGUGAAACAAUGA
Molecule: messenger RNA, 720 nt
Organism: Cylicocyclus nassatus
Lineage: Eukaryota; Metazoa; Nematoda; Chromadorea; Rhabditida; Strongylidae
Source: the annotation of a GenBank genome assembly